Messenger RNA from Panonychus citri (citrus red mite), 3000 nucleotides. Its product is annotated as ABC transporter G family member 20-like. Bases 283 to 2652 code for a protein of 789 amino acids. Gene Ontology annotation, molecular function: ABC-type transporter activity; ATP hydrolysis activity; ATP binding. The transcript is spliced from 6 exons. Gene Ontology annotation, cellular component: membrane. The record is from RefSeq and is a predicted model, not a curated record. NCBI's taxonomy places the organism in Eukaryota, Metazoa, Arthropoda, Arachnida, Trombidiformes, Tetranychidae.
AGGAAAAAAGUUUUUCGAUUCACAAUUUAGAUGUUUGUUUGUAGUUAGUUGAUUAACAAUCAGUUUCGUGAUCAUCAUUAAGUUGAUCACAAUUUUUUCCUCUUGUGAAUUUUUUUUCUUUCUUUCUCUUUUAAUCCUUUCUCUCUCUCUCUUUCUCUCUGUGUCUCGGUCUUUCUCUCUGCCCUUUGUGUAACCUUCAACUUUUACUCAAGAACAAAAGUAACAAUACCAAUACCAUAAACGGAUUAAUAAAGAGAAUAGAAAACAAAGAGUUCGCUAAUUAUGUCAUUUGAUUGUGACAAAAAUAAUGUCACUUUGUGCUCAUAUCAACAAGUUAAUGAUAAAACUGGUGUGACCUUAAGAACUGGAGGUGAACCCAGAGGAACACCAAGUGGAGUGGAAUAUAAUUCAAAUCUAGUACCCGCGGUGGAAGUGAGGAAAGUGCGUCUUUCCUAUGGUCGUGGUAAAAAUGCCAAAUCAAUUCUAUCGGCUAUUGAUUUAACUGUGCCCGAGGCAUCAAUUUAUGGUCUCCUUGGACCAAGUGGUUGUGGUAAAACCACCUUACUCAGGUGUGUGGUGGGAAGAUUAUCACCUUCAUCGGGAUCAAUUAGGAUAUUUGGUUUUCGUCCUGGUGAACCAGGAAGUCAAAUACCUGGACCAGCGAUUGGAUAUAUGCCCCAAGAAAUUGCCGUUUACGAAGAUUUUACAAUUGAGGAGACUUUAAUUUACUUUGGUCGAUUGUUCCGUUUAAGUUCAACCAUUUUAAGGGAGAGAAUUGAAUUUUUGAUUAAAUUUCUUGAUUUACCAUCUAAAUCACGUUUAGUUGCCAAUCUUAGCGGUGGACAGAAACGUCGUGUCUCCUUGGCCGCUGCUCUUGUCCAUUCACCGCCAUUGUUAAUUCUUGAUGAACCAACGGUUGGUGUUGAUCCACUUUUACGUCAAUCAAUUUGGCAACAUUUAGUUACUCUCACUCAAGCCGAGAAAAUAACAAUCAUAAUUACUACUCAUUACAUUGAAGAGGCUCGACAAGCCCAUGUUGUCGGACUUAUGAGACAUGGUCACUUAUUGGCCGAGGAUUCACCUGAAUCUUUAUUACAACAAUAUCAAAUGGAGACCCUUGAAGAGGUUUUCCUUAAACUUUGCAUGGCCGAUACAACAGGUCAAAGGAUAAUCAACAACACAACAACAACGACAUCAACUAACCUUUCAACUUUAACCCCAAAUCAACAUCAUCAACCUCUUCCUCUUCCUCCUGCUCCUCCUCCAAUAACUUCAGAGUUAAUUCAAUCAACCAAAAAGGAUUCAAAGUUUCCUUCGGUGUUUUCAAUAUAUUCAGAUUAUUCAGAUUACAAUUUAACACCUAAACCAGAAAUUAACGCAUUCCCUUCAGCUCCAACUAAGGGUAAUAGAUGUGGAAAUGGUACCGGAGGCGGUGGUAUGAUUGCGAAUGGCGGUAAAAAAUAUGAGGCUAAAAGUUUGACCUUUGGAGAAUAUUGGUCAACAACAAUGGCGCUUUUUUGGAAAAAUAUGACUCGUCUUCGUCGAAAUAUUCCCGUUCUAUUGUUCCAAUUUGCUCUUCCCGCUAUUCAGGUUAUUCUUUUCUGUAUUUGUAUUGGUGCUGAUCCUUUUAACAUUCCAUUGGCAGUGGUCAAUGAAGAUACUGGACAAAUAUAUUCAAGAGAUUUUCUCGCUGAACUUGACCCUUACAUUGUUGACAAACAUAAUUUCACUUCGGUGGAUGAAGGUAAAGAAGCGGUCAGAAAUGGGUCAAUGUGGGGUGUCCUUCAUAUUCCGGAAAGGUUUUCUCAAGCUCUACUGGCAAGAAUGCUUCGAGGUGAGGAAGUGGACAACAAAACAAUUGAGGACAGUACAAUCAAGGUUUACCCUGAUUUAACAAAUCAACAAAUUUCUUACACAAUGGAGCGUACAUUUAAAGAGGCGUUCCAAGAAUUUGCCAAAAAAGCCUUGACCAAUGCUGGAAGAAAUCCCGCCUUAGCUGAAUUUCCACUCGCUCUUGGAGAACCAGUUUAUGGUGAAUUGAAACACCAAGGGUACCUUGAGUAUAUGGCACCGGGAGUAGUGGUCAGUAUUAGUUACAUUAUGGCAACAGGUUUGACCGCACUUGCAUUCAUUCUGGAAAGACGAGAUGGACUUUUUGAAAGGUCAUUAGUCGCUGGUGUUGAUACACUUCAAAUUUUAAUCGCACACGCGUUGACACAAAUCAUUGUCAUGGUUGUACAAAUACUUUUGGUUCUAGUAUUUACUUUCCUCGUUUUUGAUAUUCCCUCACGAGGUCCGUUUGGUUGGGUUAUAGUAUUAUUAUUGCUGCAAGGUUGUACCGGUAUGGCCUUCGGUCUUGUUGUUUCAGCGACAUGUCACCAAGAAAAUACUGCAGUCAUGAUGAUCUUGGGCACGUUUUAUCCUAAUCUAAUUUUAUCGGGUAUAAUCUGGCCUUUAGAGGCGAUGCCUUAUUGGAUAAGGUGGUUCAGUUAUAUUCAACCUCAAACACUUCCAACGGAAACGCUAAGACAUAUUCUGUCCCGUGGGUGGGGAAUCACGGAACCGGGUGUUUACAUAGGAUUCAUUGUUACCUGUACCUGGAUGGCUUUCUUCCUGGUCGCGGCGGCCGUUAUUUUCAAGUACAACAAAUAAUCAAAUCGUUUUACGUUUUUUUUCGUCUAUCAAUUAACAAUCGUUAUUACAAUCAACAACUAAAUCAACAACAGAAACUUUUUCGUUGUCCCAAGGAGCAAAAAAAGAUUCACUAUCACCUAAUCUCCUCCACCAGAACUCACAAAGCGAGUUAUUUUAUCAAUUUUUUUCUAUUCUCUUCAUGAUCAUCUCUCUCUCUCUCAACAUCGACUAGAGUUUAUUUUUUUCCGUCGAUUUUUCCUUCAAAAUUUCAUAAACAAACCUUUUCAUCCUCUCCGAUUUUUAUAAUUAUUAUUACACCUGAGACCAACCCAAGACAUAUCCAAUAAAAUUUGGAAUUUAAAUUGA